AUGAGAAUGAAAUUCGUUGGACUCUUCGCUGCACUCUUUCUCCUGGCCCUCUGCCUGGCCGUCGGUGACGCGCAGAGAUUUGGAUUUGGAGGACGCGGAUUCGGUGGACGCGGAUUCGGAGGAUUCGGCGGACGCGGAUUCGGUGGAUUCGGCGGACGCGGAUUCGGUGGAUACGGCGGGCGCGGAUUCGGUGGAUUCGGUGGCAGACGCUUUGGCUUCUUCGGCUAA
This is a messenger RNA of Darwinula stevensoni, 228 nucleotides long. Lineage: Eukaryota; Metazoa; Arthropoda; Ostracoda; Podocopida; Darwinulidae. The record is from the annotation of a GenBank genome assembly.